UCGAGGGUGGACUGUGUCCUAACAGCUGCGGGCAUGGUGGUCAUGCUCUUUGACAUUGCUAUAGACCUUUACGCUCUGGUGAACUUCUGCCUCAGCCAGGAUUUUGUGUGCUUCUGCGUCCUGCUGUUCAUCCUCCUGGGCUCCUCCUUUCUGGUCCAUACGUUCAGCUGGCUGUGGUUGAAGGCCGACCGCACUAAGAUCCCGGCACUGCAGAAGAAGAGUGUGAAGCAGCUCGCUGUAGUCCAUUUCUGUCAGCUGGAGAUCUUUGUGAGGAGAGGGGAACUUUUCCUGAUGAUGAUCAGUCACAUGAGCACAGAGGAGAAGGAGCUGGCCGUCUUCCUGGAGCAUGACGUUGGACUUCUGGCGUUGUUUGAGAGCUAUUCUGAGAGCUGUCCUCAUCUGGUCCUCAUGCUGACCAUCUACCUGCAGCGUGGGCAGCUGGGGACCAUUAACGUGCUGAAGACCGCUGCCUCCAUCUUCCUCGCUGCUUUCGGUGUCACCCUGUACCACCGAUGCCUGCGCAGGUUCCUGCCCGAAAAAGACAAGCAGCCCAUCGUUUCCUCUGGAGUCUACCUCACCUGGAACUUCUUUCUCAUCGGCUCCCGUCUCCUGGCUCUCGCUCUGUUCGCCUCAGUAUUUCCCUGCUACAUCGUGGCACACUUCCUCUGCUGGUGGAUGAUGUACGUCUUCGUAGCCUGGCGCCUGAAGACCAACCUGAUGGACACCACAGCUGGGGAGUGGCUUUACAGAGCCACCGUGGCCCUCAUUUGGUAUUUUAACUGGUUCAAUGUCGUGGACAGCCCGACUAAGAAGAGGGCUGUUUUGUAUCACGCGUUCCGGCUGGUGGACACCCUGAUCUUGUGCGGCCUGGUGACCUGGAAGACCCACCAGGACCCGCUAUAUUACAGCGGCCCACACUUCUAUGUGACAAUUUGUGUUGGGAUUUGCUUCAUGCUCGGGCUGCUGUUGAAGGUGAUCUACUACAAGUGUUGCCAUCCAAAACACUUCAAAAAGCCGAAGACAGUCAAAGGAGCCGUCGUCCUCAGUGUCUGUUCCCUUGCUGAUGAUGAUCUCGGCGAUGAUCUCCACAGUGACUCCCCGAGUGGCGCAGUCAUGCCACAAGCCAUGGACCGCACUAUGGACACCACUCCCACACGUCUGUGCAAUGAAAGGAUGCGCUCACAAGCCAAGAUAUUUUACAGGUGACCGCUGGUGAGAAGGAUCUGAGAGGAACUCUCGACGGUCUUGUUUGUUUGAGGACCACCGGGUGCCAUGUAACUGAAGGCCACUUUUAAUCAUUUGGUUUUCACACAGAGGACUCUCUGACUCUCCAGGUGCUACCUCAGUCUGAUCCUUUGAGCAGCAACCGGAGGCUGAAACUAGGUUUACACUCUUAUCUUUCUAAAUGUAUGCAAUUUGUUUCAGAACGUUUACUGUAAUUUUGUUAUCUCGAGUCCUUCCAUGAAGACAGCAAGUGGCUGCACAGCUCGUUCAGCCUCAGCCCCAGUGUGAAUGGCUCAAAGGAAAGAUGAAGUUUCUUAGAUUUGCACAUUUAAAUACUUAAAAUGAGCACCACAUCUAUUGCUCUUUCUCCAGCAUCAUGUUCCUUUAGAGCAGUCUUUCUCAAAUAGUGGGGCGGGCCCUCCCCCACCCGUCCCCCACCCGUCCCCCACACCUCCCCCAGGGGUGUGUGGAGCAAUGCCGGGGGGUACAUGUGACCUCAGGGAACGUGCUUUUUUGCCGUACUAGAAUGAAGUAUAAAUGCACCUGUCAAUAAAGUUAUUCUUUAUUGAAAGUUGAUCUAUAUUACUUUCCUUUUGUCAUUUCUCUAAU
Synchiropus splendidus (mandarinfish) is the source of this 1833-nucleotide messenger RNA. Its product is annotated as XK-related protein 8-like. The record is from RefSeq and is a predicted model, not a curated record. NCBI's taxonomy places the organism in Eukaryota, Metazoa, Chordata, Actinopteri, Syngnathiformes, Callionymidae. The transcript is spliced from 3 exons. Gene Ontology annotation, cellular component: plasma membrane. The coding region runs from base 34 to 1206 and encodes 390 amino acids. Gene Ontology annotation, biological process: phosphatidylserine exposure on apoptotic cell surface; apoptotic process involved in development; engulfment of apoptotic cell.